UAACCGUCUGGCUGUUCUCACCAGCGGUUCCAGCUCAUGAUACUCAUCAAUCUUUUAGAUAAUUCUUCUAUUUGAAGACUCUACACCGGCCAUGCCUUUGAGGCCACUCCCAGCCUCGGGUAGUGCCCAUUCCCUAUAUCGGCGCCAUUACCUUCAGCUUCCACCCCGCCAGUCAACAUUCCCCCAACCUCGCCGCCUUCAACGCAGAUUCAUCCAUCCCAACGAAUUCAAGCCCCUCGUCCCUCCGUCCCCAAGCUCCCUCGGAAAGGCUGCGCCCGCAAAAACAUACACUCGAACCCGAAAAUGGCUCCGACGACUAUUCUACAUCUCCCUCACGACGGGCAUCAUUUGUGUCAUUGAUAGAACUUUUUACGCCUCUUCGCUUACACGCACAGCGCGCACGUUCGGGUUAGGACUUGUGGUUGCUUUAGAUUACAAGAUAAAUUUCAGACCAGACCCCCCAUUCGCAUCGUCUAUUGCGGCGGUUCAUCAGCGCAAUGCGGAACGGUUGUCGGAUCUGUUACGCCACAAUGGAGGGUUAUAUCUCAAAAUCGGCCAGGCAAUAGCCAUGCAAUCCGCGAUCUUGCCUCCGGAGUUUCAGAAAAUGUUUUCGAGAAUGUUUGAUGAUGCGCCGCAGAAUGAUUGGAAGGAUGUUGAGAGGGUUGUGAGGGAGGAUUUUGGGAAGUCGGUGGAGGAUGUCUUUGGGGUUUCGUUUACGGGGGAUCCGACAAAGGGUGUGAUGGAGAGGAGGGCUAGGGCUAGUGCAAGUGUUGCGCAGGUGCAUUGGGCGCGGUUGGCGGAUGGUCGUGAGGUUGCGAUUAAGAUUCAGAAGAGGGAGAUUGCGGCGCAGGUUCAGUGGGAUUUGUGGGCUUUCAAAAUUGUGUCGUGGAUCUAUAGUCGAUGGUUCGAUAUUCCAUUUUACAACUUAGUCCCGUUUGUUACUGAGCGCCUGUUCCUUGAAACGGAUUUUGAGAAUGAGGCGAGAAACGCCGAGCAAAUGGCAGAGUUUGUCGCAAAUGAGCCGCGUCUACGGAACAGAGUCUACAUUCCAAAGGUGUAUCAUGAAUUCAGCUCGAAGCGAGUCAUGACCGCGGAGUGGAUUGAAGGUGUCCGUUUAUGGGAUAAAGAAGCAAUCACCCGUCCAUGGAGAGGCGGCUGGCGCGAGGGAAGUCCAGGAUCACACGGUACACCACUAGAUCCCCCCGAUAAACAAAUCCCCAGUCGGGAAGAGCUUGCAAAGCGAAGUGUGGCAUCAUUAAAAAUCAAGCCUGAGCGUACCCACUGGAAAGGCUGGAAGGAACGUGGAGGUCUCGGCCUGUCCCUAAAAGAAGUCAUGACGACCAUGGUCGAUCUUUUCUCUGCACAAAUGUUCUUGUGGGGCUGGGUUCACUGCGACCCUCAUCCAGGCAACAUCUUUGUCCGGCGCCAGCCCAACGGCAAACCCGAACUCGUCCUCAUCGACCACGGUCUCUACAUCCAAAUGAGCCCGAGCUUCCGACAUGAGUACGCCCGAUUCUGGAAAGCGCUCAUGACCUUCGACAACAAAACCCUAAAAGAAGUCGCCGGCAAUUGGGGUAUAAGUAACCCGGACAUCUUUGCAACCGCAACACUGAUGCGUCCUUACCGCGGCGGUAAAAAAUCCGAAUCAAGUCGCAAAAAUAUCGAAGAACUUACCAAGCAGGAACGACAACAACUCCUGUACGAAAGACAACAAGCUAUCCGCAAAACGAUCCGUGAAAUGCUCAGCGACGAAACCAAAUGGCCCCAUGAACUAGUCUUUAUAGGCCGAAAUUUGCGUAUCGUCCAGGGAAAUAAUCAAUUCCUCGGCAGUCCCGUGAAUAGAGUCAAGAUUACAGCGACAUGGGCAUCGCGUGCCCUCGCCGAGUCACCAGAUAUACCAUUAUCGGAGCGGAUCCGCAACUAUGGCGGUCAUAUCGUCUUCCAUUUCGUCCUGUUUACGUCCGAUCUCGUGUUUUAUAUCUCUAAAAUUAGACAACUACUCGGCUGGGGUGGUGGGAUGGAAGAUGAUAUCGAGAAGCAGAUGAAGCUUAUGGCUAGGGAUAUGGGCGUUGAGGUGGAUGAUAGUCUUUUUGAGGGUUGAUUCUUGGCUCCUUGAUUCUAGACUAUGUAUAGAAGUAUGACACCGUGUAUUAUAGACUCUACUCUGAAGAAUAUAUCAUGUUG
Talaromyces stipitatus ATCC 10500 is the source of this 2184-nucleotide messenger RNA. Its product is annotated as ABC1 domain protein. The coding region runs from base 92 to 2101 and encodes 669 amino acids. The transcript is spliced from 2 exons. NCBI's taxonomy places the organism in Eukaryota, Fungi, Ascomycota, Eurotiomycetes, Eurotiales, Trichocomaceae. The record is from RefSeq and is a predicted model, not a curated record.